AUGGUGGAGAAGCCAUGGAAGGUCAGUGGUCGCAUGGUUGGUGAAGCUCCUGCGAAGGAUUCUACCGUCUAUCCGAGAUGGCCUGAGCCCAAAGUUGUGACCAUUUGUAAAAAGAGUGAAGAAAAGAAUGAAGGCCUUGUAGGAAACUAUCAAGUCAUUGGUGUGGUAAAGGUUGAUCAAUUAAUUAGAGAAGCUAAUCCUAGUGAAUUAGCAAGGUUGAUUAAAAAUGAGAUCAUCAACGAGCGAUUAAAGAUCGAUGAAGCCAUCGAGAAAGAUCAUGGAGUAUCAGAUGUGGAUGUUUACGGAGCAAAUUUGACUUUCGUGAACGUGGAAGGUGCUGAUCUCUAUGGAUUCGACUGGAACGGACACAAACCGACAAAUGUAAGUUACCUAAUCGAUGGAGUUGGCGAUGCAGGGACUUUCGUGGUGCUUCCGGCUGGGACAAAUGAUUCUAACAAGGAUGGUGAUGAUGGAAGGAUUGUGACCAUGACUUUGUCAGAGGAUGAGAUAAUGAAGUUGAAACUUGAGCUAAACAAAGAAUGGUCUAUUGCUUGA
Messenger RNA from Nicotiana attenuata, 555 nucleotides. RefSeq names its product protein ECERIFERUM 1-like. The record is from RefSeq and is a predicted model, not a curated record. NCBI's taxonomy places the organism in Eukaryota, Viridiplantae, Streptophyta, Magnoliopsida, Solanales, Solanaceae. The transcript is spliced from 3 exons. The coding region runs from base 1 to 555 and encodes 184 amino acids.